Pangasianodon hypophthalmus (striped catfish) is the source of this 1050-nucleotide messenger RNA. RefSeq names its product trace amine-associated receptor 13c-like. The transcript has a single exon. Lineage: Eukaryota; Metazoa; Chordata; Actinopteri; Siluriformes; Pangasiidae. Bases 1 to 1050 code for a protein of 349 amino acids. The record is from RefSeq and is a predicted model, not a curated record. Gene Ontology annotation, biological process: G protein-coupled receptor signaling pathway. Gene Ontology annotation, molecular function: trace-amine receptor activity. Gene Ontology annotation, cellular component: membrane.
AUGAUGGAAGCUCCAAAUUCAUCUUUACUAGAAGAAGCACAUUUGAUUGAGUUCUGUUAUCCUGACUCAAAUGCCUCUUGUGCGAAAAGUUCUCAUAAUAUGGCAACUAAAACUGUGUUAUAUUCAGUAUUGGUGUUUGCAAUGGCCAUUACGAUUUUGGGGAAUUUUGUGGUCAUCAUCUCUAUUGCUCAUUUUAAACAACUUCACACACCUACAAACAUUUUGGUGAUGUCUCUGGCUAUGGUGGAUCUGCUUCUGGGAAUCAUAGUCAUGCCAUUCAGCAUGAUUAGAUCUGUGGAUGGCUGCUGGUACUUCGGAAAAGAUUUCUGUCUCCUGCACUCUACGUUUGAUAUGUUUCUCACCGGUGCAUCAAUCUUCCAUCUGAUUUUUAUUGCUAUAGAUCGAUAUCAAGCUGUGUGUUAUCCACUUCAGUACCCUACAAGAAUAACUCUAACUCUGGCAUGGUUUAUGGCAGCUCUAAGCUGGACUUUAGCUGCAGCAUAUGGUUUCACUCUCCUGUAUACAAAAGCAAAUGUGGCUGAUAUAGAGGACUUUCUUGAAUCUAUAAGCUGCUUGGGAAGUUGUAUACUUUUGAUCAAUGAACUAUGGGCUGCUUUCAGUACAGGUGCAUUUUUCAUUUUGCCGGUCUGUGUUAUGAUUUAUUUGUAUGCUCAAAUAUUUUUAGUUUCAGAAAAGCAUGCAAAAAAAAUGGAUGGCACAAAACAGGGCAGAGUUGACAUGGCCUCGAACAAAAUUUCACAAAAGGUGAAACAUGAGAAAAAGGCAGCAAAAACUCUUGGGAUUGUUGUAGGGGCAUUCAAUUUAUGCUGGAUGCCAUAUUUCUUUACAUCUGUUGUUGAUCCUUUGUUUGAUUUUACUACUCCUCUAGUUCUUUAUGAAGUGUUUGUCUGGUUGGGUUACAUUAAUUCAACUUUAAACCCCAUCAUAUAUGGCCUUUUCUAUCCGUGGUUCAGGAAAACACUGAAUCUCAUUGUUACACUAAAAAUAUUUGCACCGAAUUCCUCUGAUAUAAAAGUUUAUUCAGCUUAG